Messenger RNA from Pseudophryne corroboree (corroboree frog), 8565 nucleotides. RefSeq names its product ring finger protein 114 (gene RNF114). NCBI's taxonomy places the organism in Eukaryota, Metazoa, Chordata, Amphibia, Anura, Myobatrachidae. Bases 145 to 822 code for a protein of 225 amino acids. The transcript has 6 exons. The record is from RefSeq and is a predicted model, not a curated record. Gene Ontology annotation, biological process: ubiquitin-dependent protein catabolic process; protein polyubiquitination. Gene Ontology annotation, molecular function: metal ion binding; ubiquitin protein ligase activity.
GUCUAGCAUCCUGCUCUUUGCUGUCCCCGUAUGCGCUGCCUGUGAUCCGCGUAUGCCGCCAGGUGGGAGGUGGUUACGUGGUGUCGCUGCCGGCAGAGCGGAGUGACGUCAGCGGGUGUUUGCGGAAGUGACUGGGACUGGAGGAUGAUGGCGGGGGAGCAGCGCAGGCAGAAGAGCAGCUUUGGGGGAUCUCGGGAAAGCGACUCCAUGGACCGCUUCCUGUGUCCAAUCUGCUUGGAGCUCUUCCAGGAUCCUUUCCAGGUGGCCUGCGGGCAUAUAUUCUGCUCUCCAUGUCUACACCAGUGUAUGAAGCAGAAGAACCCUACAUGUGCUGUGUGUCGCUCUGUUCUAUGUCCCGAUAGAAAGGCAUCGGAACUGGAGAAGCAAAUGAAGGAUUUUCGAGCUGCCUGUAAAGGAUGUAAUUCACAAAUGGCCCUUUCAAACAUGCGUGCACACUCUGCUACCUGUUCUAAAUACGAAAGUUACGUUAUGGAAGGAAUUAAGUCUGUGACAAAGGAGUCAAAACACACUAGAGACGUCCCGAACCGGUUCACCUUUGUUUGUCCAUAUUGUCGUGAACAGAACCUGGACCAGGAAGGAUUAGUGGACCACUGUAAAAAGUAUCAUUUCACAGACUCCACACCUGUGGUUUGUCCUAUCUGCGCCUCCAUGCCAUGGGGAGACCCUGGCUACCGAAGUGCCAAUUUUAUGGAACACAUCCACCGCCGACACAAAUUCUCAUACGAUACGUUUGUGGAUUACAAUGCUGAUGAGGAUGCUAUGAUGCGAGAAGCUAUGGUGCGAUCCUUAAUGGAUAACUGAGGGCAGCUAUGACUGAAGAUUCUAUAGGCUAUGUCUGACUCCAUGUAUCCUGCGGAGCCCACAUCCACUGCCUCUGGAUAAGAUGCAUAAAGGCAAUAGGCUUAAGAAAAGUCUGUUUUUGUUUAGACAUUAAAAUCGGGUGCUCCUCAGCCACCGAAUGUGUCGAGGUGAUAGAUGUCUGUAUAUGUGAACUCCAAAAUAUCUAUUUUAUAAUGUUUCAAUAUUGAUUGUGGAAGGUGUUGGGUUUAAUGAACCUAAUAUCAGUGGGACAAGACCAAAAUAUUCUGUUUUCAAAGCUGCAACUCACAGGUUUAUUUUUGAUUUAAUGUGUUUUGGAGACCGAAAAACAGAAAUGAUACCAACUUGUUUCUUUGCUAUUUACUGGUACAGAUUUUAUACUUUAAUUUGUUAUAAACUCAAUGUACUGUUUGGAGGUUUAUGUUGCUCUGUUUACAAGUAAUCCUGUAUAAGUAAUAACUUUAGUUGAGGGUAAAAGAACUGUUUUGUUUACUUUGUUGAAAGUUUCAAUUUAAAAUCUCCAUCGGUUUCCAAGGCUCCCUGUAGUACUUUCCCACUGCAUGAAUGCUCAAUUGAAGUCCCGGUGCUAGCUGUGCCUUUCACGGUGCACAAUUUUAGUCAGUGACUGCAUGUAACGUACUGUAGGUUUCGUACAUUCAUUAGCCCCCAUCCACGCACUGUAGGUUUCAUCCAUCACAUUAGUACCCACCCAGUAUUUAUCUGCAUUAUGAAUAUAUCCCUGAAUGAGUCUUGGUGGUACAAUCCUGAUGAGGCUGUAUACCAACAUUUGGCAAGUAGGAUACAAGAAGUACAAAAGAAUUGGGGGCGAUUAAUUUGUUUUGUGGGCACCCUAAUGUGUUGUAGCACACAAUUCAGUAAUGACUAAACCAUUACAAUGCAGUUGCUAUUCGAUAUUAAAUAACCCAACCUGAAACAAUCUUUCUGGUUCUGCAAUAGGUCUGAGCAGGAGAUCCUAUUGCUUGAGUCUGACAGCUACUGCUGUCAAGGUCCCUUACGUUUCUGCAGCAGCUUUCCCUGUAAUCAGGAAAUGUACUUCUCUAACCGGAUAUUCUAGUGUAAGUGUCGCAGGAUGCUGAUCAUAUUUCAGCAGGUUGCAUUUUCUCUAUAGUUGUUACUGUGACACAGGUAGCACCUGCUACUGUAUGUCCUUAAAGUGAAACUGGCCAUACGCAGACUAUGUCCUCUCUGCUCGAUAAGGGGGCAGUUGGAUCUCCCAGUUAGUUCAGCCAUUUACUUACACGUGGAUCCAAAUCUGAGAGAACUGGACAUGUGGAUAGGGUAUAUUACUGAGGUCAAGCAGUUACUGUAUCUCAUGUGGUCACUGUCUGAUUUUACCAUCAAUCAUUGGCAGACGUGGAUUUGCAUCGUAUGUUGAUCAGCAACUGAAGCAUUUUUCCACCCUUGCUAUGUCCAUGACUGUGUUGGUAGAAUCUCUUGGUGGUAAUAACUGCAUCAUGCAAAAUGCUGUAUGGAGACAGUUACUCCAAAAAAUGAUACAUAAGUCAUGCACUUGUUUUUUUAUGGAAGGCUAGAAUUUCAUGCCCCCUGCUGGUUACACACGGGAUUUGCUGCUUUAUGUAAUCACACUUGUUUUUUUUUUUGUUUUGAUUUUUUUUUUUUUUUUUUUUUUGCUUGUACCAGGCUGCACACCUUACUGUUUCAGGGUAAGUUUCUACCCAUGCGCAAUAUUAUAAUAGCAGCACCUCCUGUUCACCAAUGCUUUUUUUUUCCUUUUCUUCUCAAUACAAACAUUCGUGUGAUUUUUCUGUUUGCCCAGUAAAAACAAACUAAUUGUGAUGUUUCUAAUUAGGUGGCUUUUGUUUUUAGCCACAUAUUUAGGCUGAGUAAAGGCACCAAAGAAGCAGUAUCCUUUUAAUCACUAUCUUUUAUUGCCUUUAACAAUAUUUUCAUCAAGUACACUAAACUGUUUCUGUUUAUCUGGAUACUUGUUUUUGGGUGGUUGUUUUUUUUUUUGUAGGAUUUUAAAAUAUUGAACCACAGAUUAAGUUAGCACUUUGCCUUUUAAGCUGUUGCUCACACAAUGUAAAAGUCUUUUUAAAAUGUAGGAAGACAUGAAUGGGAUUUGUGUCGGGCUGCGUACACAUAUUUCCAUAGUUUUACUUCAGCAGAAAGUAGACAAAAAUAGUUACAAAAAAACCUAAAGAAAAAAAAAGGCAAAAACUUAAUUGUUACACUUUGUCUUCCAUAGCGGAUAAUGAAUGAGGCGAAAGUGCAAUGACGCUUUAUAUUAGCGCAAAUGCUAAUGUAACCUGCCUUAUUGUUUUGGGAUUUUUUGGAGUUCGACUUUACAUGCAUCUAUUUUAUGAGUAACACGCUCAAAAAAUAUGAAAAAUAUUUGUGUGAUUGUAACCAGAUAAAAGCCUGUUACAUAGUAUUGAACAGAGCUGAGCCUAAGAAUAUGUGAACAUAACGUGUAAGUAGGCAAGAAAUACACUGCUUCAUAACGCCAGCCCUACAAUGUCAGGGGUAGAUUGACUAAUGAGUUGGAUCAUCUGAGAUUUUGAUGGAUAGUUUUAAAAUGGUAAUAGAAACUAAUGCUAAACCAAACUUGCUUGGCAUUUAUUUCUGUAGCCUUUUUAAAAUUAUCAGUCAGAGCUGCUGCUGAUUGGAGACUUCUGACAACCCGCCGCUUAGUAACCCUACCUCUUAAACUUUAAAGGGGAAGAACACAGGCAACUCUAUAAUAGAGUUUUCAUGCUGGUUCCUCUGGUUGAAGCUAUAGAGCAGGGGUUCUCAAACUAUUUUUCUGUGGGACCCCAUCAUAAAAUAAAAAGCAUUAUAGGACCCCAGCAAGUUACCGCAGAAUAACUGCCACACGUGUGGUCAGCAGACCGCACAUGCACAGUAGCACUUGAUGGCACAAAACAAAAGUGAAGUGACUGCUUAUGCGAUCACUUAAUUUCUUACACAAUCACAGGGACAAGCUCCUUUAGGAGUCUCUGCACUGGAUGUGUUUUUAGUACGUUCAUGCAAAUGUUAAGUUUAUACCUGCUGUGGGGGUGGCAGGGAGGCAGAGGGUAACUAGGGAGAGGCAGUGGGCGAGGGGGGUGGCAGAGGGAGGCAACGGGGAGACAGAGGGUGAUAGGCGGAGUCCUGCACGCUGAGAGCUGGCUCCUCUGAGUUUGACUGUAGUCUGCUGCUGUCUGCCUGUUUCAUCUCUAAAUUACAGCUCAAGAAGCCCCAGGACCCGGGAGUGCCCUAUCUGCAUGUAGAUGAAGGAGCCAAGAGUGCAGCCUGCAUGUGGCAGUGGCGGCACCAAUGGAUGCUGGGCGGGACAGGAGAGGACUAGUGUGGGGUGGAGCUGCCAGAUGACUCCUCGGAUCACCAAGCCAGUGAUCCAGGGAGUCAAAAGUAACAGACAAUUCAACUGGUUUUUUAGACUCCUUGGAUCACUGGCUGAGAGAUCAGAGGUGUCAUCAGCUUGACGGUCAGAAACAUGGAGUCGUGACCCACUUUGGGGUCGCAACACACAGCUUCAGAACAACUAUUAUAGAGGGUUUGUACUCUGCGAAUGCUGGUUGCUGCUUUAGUCAAGGCUCUAAGGGAGUGGGCUUUAUCCACCAUAGAGACCAGAGGGUGAUUUAUAUGUGUCGUUACCAAUCAAUCUAAUGCUGCCUGUAUUAUCAUUAAUGCUUAUAGAAUAGAAUUCAAAUAUGAGAUAUAGUGAUAGAUACAUACAUAUAUACAUACUGUAUAUGUUCUAUGCUCUCCAAUUGGUCCCUGACAAAAGCAGUGACCAGCACUUUCAGAGAAAAAAUGUGCACCGUUACUGAAUGGAGCUAGCAGUGUGUUUUACUGAAUCAUGGGUGAUGAUGCCUUCACCUGAGGUUUGAUGCAGAAGCAAAAAUAAGUAGAUUAUGGUAAAUAGCAAAAUUCCUGCAUUGCGGUCUUCUUAAUAGACUGAUAAAACAGAUUCCUUAUCCAUUAUCUGUUAGCCAAUUAUAGAUUGAUUUGCUUUUUAUGUUGUUCAGUAAGUUUGUCUUGAGUUUAAAUUAAAUUUAUUAACGUUUUAUUGUUUCUAUCCAAGAUUUGUUUUGUUUUUCUAUGGAAACUGCCAAAAAUUUCGUAUAUUGAAUCAUUUAGUCAUGCUGCUUUACACACUUUGAUAAAUCCAUACUGUGUUAACUUUGAAAUGUUUGUGAAAAAUACAACUCUCACCCACUGACUGUUUUCUUGUCUACCACAGCACUAACAGACUGGUUGUUUCUCUGCCGCCUCCUGCCAGCUGACCUUCUGUUAUGGUCAUGUUGAGGCAACAAAUAUGCUUUUGAACAUGGCAAAUGGGUCAAUUCAUGUGGAGUGGACCAGCCCUGGUUGCUUGACCAUUUUCUAUUUUUUUUCUUCAAAAAAAAUGCCUUCAUAUGAAGAUGGCGCCCAUUUUUGUGUCAUGGUGUAUGACAUUUUUUUACUGUUGCGGAUGUUUGGGGUUAAUGCAGUAUCUCGGCUCAGGAAAGUCAUAGAAAGCUGGGAUAACAAACAUUAUUUUAGUGCAUUUCAAGGAACAUUUUUUUUUGUCAUAACAAUUUCCCUACCUCACGUCCUUAUGAUUGAAAUUUAAUGCCAAAUUUCAUUGUCAAAUUAAAAAAAAAAAAAAUUUUUGCCAAAGAAUUGCCAUACAAAUUUCGGAAUUUGAUAUUCCAUGUGGAAGCUACACUAAGAGUAAAUAUCAAAAAACGGAAUAUCAAGCUCCAUUUUAGUUACCCCUCAUAGAGUACUGUGUAUGCUGUGAAUUUGAACUUUUUAUAAGGUUACUCACCCGAGAUAAUAGAGGUCAAUUUAGGUGAAAAACUAGCAGUUUCAAAGUGCUCUUAUAAAAAUAGUAAACAAGAUAGAUAACUCAAAAUGUGUUUGGCAAAUCUUUUGAGUAUAUAGCUAUCCCUCCCUCCCCCUUUCCACUGAAAUACAAUCCAAAAAUAGACUUUUAAAUUUCAGUCAGAAGGAAGUGAGGUUGGGAAAUAGUCAUCCCAGCUUUCUGUGACUUUUCUGAGCUGUGAUGUUGCAUUUACCCUAAACUUCCACAACAGUGAAAAAUGUCAUACACCACAAUACAAAAAUGACCGCCAUCUUCAUAUGAAGGUUAAUAAAAAUAAAGUAAUGGUGGUUUCUGACUACUAACUUACAGGGUUCUUUACACUAAAAUUGUCUUUUUUUUUUUUAAAUGGUCAAGCAUCCAAUUAAUUGAAUUCUGGACGAUUUUGAUAUGAAUUGACCCAAGUGCAAUUGUCACUUAUUAUGGUAGUUAAUAUUACGAAGCAGAGAGCAUGAGUGUAGUUCUCAGUGGACCAUAUGACCAGACUAGCAUUUACAGUGUAUCAUUGUGUGUGCACCCAUUCUGUGGUGGGGAUUCAGUAUGUUUUAGCAGCGAACUGCAUGCCGGCUGUCAAUAUACCGUCCGCCAGAAUGCCAGCAGCGGGGGAGUGCUAAGAGUCCACUUGCGGGCUCGCCGUGCUUGCCAUGCUGUGGGCUCGGUGGCUUGCUGAGCUCACCACAGGAUCUAUUUCUACUCUAUGGGUUCUCGUGGACACCCACGAGUGGGAAUAGCCCUGGUGCGCCAGGAUUCCGGCUGGUGACAUUGUCGGCUGUCGGGAUUCCAGCAUCUGUAUCCUGACGCAGGGAUCCCGACAGCCAGCAAAUUAAACGCAUACCUGUGGGUGGACCAAUAUUUAGCAUAUUCAUAAGGAGCAAGUGACAGAACUGAGGCAUGAGGCACCAAAUGCUUUUUACCUUACUGGUGUCACUAGUUACUAGCGAAUUAAUAGACUGCAUUCUCACAAUUUGGUCCAGCCUCAAAAUGCUGCUUCCAGUAUUGGAAGACUAAGGGGUUAAUUUAUCAAGCAGGGGGAAAAAAAGUGUAGAAGUGGGUUAAUGUAGACGGUAAAUUCUGAAAAACUUCUACACAGGUCCACUUCACUCUUUUCUCAGCUUGAUACAUUAACCCCUAAAGGAGGGACGUUAAAGGAUGUCUGUACUUUAAAUUGCCUGUUAAGAGCAAUGUUUCUUAACUUUUGUUCUAUUGUGUGCCCCAUUAUUAUGGCAAAUAUUUGCCUGGUACCCUCUAAUGUGUCACUUUUGAUCAGGCAGUUGUAUGUCUUUUAAUUGUUUAAUCAUUCAGAAGACAACUCUUCCUGGUUGUUCUUAAUAUAAUUUGUUUUCUUUUUACCUGUAUAUUUACGCUCUCUGUUUUAGUUUAAUUGAACCUUUGAAAGUACCCCAAGGGGUAAAUAUAUCACAUGUUGAGACUUCAGACUAGAUGCUGUUUAUCAGGUUAUUUUAAUAACUUAGAAAUUGGUAGUCUACCUCUCUGAGUGCUGAAAUAUCAGUUAUAAAUCGGGGUCACGAUUAAGAAGGUCUUACAACGUAUCUCAAACGUGGUCUUUAAAGGGACACUAUCAUUAUUUUAUGUGGAUAUUUGUAAUUACCAAGUUCAGUGUUUGGGACUAGGAAGAAGAAGUGAAGGCAGUUUGAUGUUUAGAUGUAGGCAGUUUGUGUUGUGUUUACUUAGAUUACCUAUUACUGCCUAGACUAAAGCCCCGUACACACUGGGCGUCCUCCCUUAAUUAGGAAUCGGCGCUAUAUGGCUGAUUGCUAAUUAUGGGAGAUCGCUCAGUGACGUCGUGCUCUGCACUCCCCAAACAUGCAGCUCAACGAUGUAGUUAAAGUUGAGCUGCAUGUUCGGUAGAUAAUGCCUAAACGUGAACAACCAGCGGGUGUGCGCAUCGUUCAUUGCAGGCAUACACACUAGAUGAUAUGAGCAAAUAGAUCUUUUAAAAAAAGAUUAUCGUUCAUGUUGUCUAGUGUGUCGCCAAAUGUGUACGGGGCUUUACUGUUUGUCACGCAAUCUACUUGUACUAGUAACUGAUUUAUGACAUUUUGGGGGAUAGUUCGUUUGGGUGGAUUAAAAGAUUGAAAAUGUUUAUUUAAUAAUCAUUUGGAAUGAGGAGCCAGGGUGCAGUUUUGUCACUUGUUCAAAUUAAAUUAAUUUAUAUUAAAGUGGGAGUGUUUUUUUGUUUUGUUUUUUUAAUUGUUUUUGACAGAGGUACUAGGGAACCUAUUUCCAUCCUGUAUGAAACACAGGUGUGUGCCACUCUGGGAGUACCAUUCAUUCAUUCUCAAGAUUCCACAGCACAGAGCUAGUAACCUCAAGGAUAAGAAUAACUCCCUUUCCUUUUAUUUCUCUUUUGAGUCUCUUUCUCCUCCUCCUAAUAAAGAUGCUAGCCCUGUGCUGAUUAUUACUUUUUGUCACCCCCCUAAAUGUUUCCUGGCUUUAGGGCUGUUCUGAAUUAAGAUUGAAAAUGGGGGGGGGGGGGGGGAGACAAAUGUACUAUCCAGACAAUCACGCAUAUAUUUAAAAACAGAGUUUUGUGUCAAAUUGUAAGCCUGGAGUCCAAUGUUGUUUUUUUCUGGUGAUGGUGUCCCUUUAAAAUUGUUAGCACAUCACUAUUUUUCACCUUAUGCAGUGUAUUGUGAGUGUGAGCUAUAAUGAAGACCCAGAUUUAUAGUACUGCAGGUUGGGUCAGCACACAUAGUAUGCGAUAAGGUGCAGCCUUCUAUCACUGAUACAUGGCAGGUCGACCCAGCCUUUUAACUUGUUUAUGCAACUUAUUUAGUGUAUCAGGUUAUUUACACUGAUUUUACAAAGCAAUGUUUGUCAUUCUGAGCAGCAAUAAAGCACUUAGAAAUUGA